AUGUCAGCUGUGUUUUAAUACAACAUUCCCUAUUCAUUCAUUGCGAGAUGCUCCAACAUAUCUGUCUGUAGACAAACUUGCUAAGAAACGAAACCUAGAAAGAAAGGAGAACCACUCAGCAAACAAAAAUGCCAGUCUCCACCCACUCAGUGUCAUAGUGGGAGUGAAACAGUUAGAACUGCUGUGUUGCUUUGAUAAACUCACCACUGUCGGAUCUGAGCCUGUCUGAACGACAAACAAGUAUCUCCUGUUUGGGAAAAUUGACUCGCUGGUGACAUUUCAGUCCACAAGAGGAAGAAGAAGUGCGUCUUCUACUUUAUUUCACUCUGAAUAACAUCCCAUCAAGUUUAACGGGACUUCCUGCAUCUGAGAACAUGUCUGACAACGCCCAGAAGGCUUCAACUAGCAUUCUGUGUGACAUGUGCACAGAGGAGGACAGGAAAGCAGCACGGAAGACCUGCAUGAAAUGUGAGAUCUCCAUGUGCGUCCAGCACCUGCAGGCCCACCUGACCACACCUGUGUUGCUGCAGACCCAUCCUCUGACUGAGCCCAUGGCUAUAGAUGGAAACACCAAAUGUCCUCAGCACGGCAAGCUUCUGGAGUACUACUGCCUGGAUGACAAGACCUGUGUUUGCGUCUCCUGCGCCAUUGAGGACCAGCACCGCCUACACAACAUGAAGACCUUCUCCACGGCCCACAAAGAGCUCCUGGAGAAGCUGAAAGCUGAGCAGGAGGCCUUACAGGUGAAAACCGAGGAUGACAACAUGAGUCUGGAGAAGUGGGAGAAGAGUGAACGAGAGAAGGUGGCCCGCUGCAGCGUGCGUCUCAUCGAGGCCGUGACUAAUCUGAGGGACGUUUCUCUGACCAGCGUCCAGAGUUCGGUCUCUGCUCGGAUGGUGUCCAUCAGAACCAGCAGGAGCAGCAUGGAGGCAGCCCAGAACGAGAAGGACACCUUCAGGUUCCUGCAGAUGUACUCUCAGGUAAACCAGGAUGUGGAGAAGGCCAAGGCCGUGGAUCUGAGGAAAGGCUUGGAGCCUGGCAGCCAUCGGGACAAACUGGUUCUGGAGAUUAGACAGAACGGGGAGAAGAUGGUGAACCAAGCGUCCAACUUUCUAGAAUCAUUGUUGUCCCUGGUUGAUCCAGAAAGCCAGCAGGACCUCAAUGCUUCUUCAGAUCUGAUCUUUGAGCCCCAGUCCUCCAACUGCAGCAUGUCUCUGUCCAAAGACAAAAGGACAGUUUUCUACAACAGCCACCUGGGUCAAUGUUCUGCCACUCUUCUAAUCCGCAGCACCCUGGCAGUUCCCACCUACAGGAGAUGGAUGCUCGGUCUCACUGAUGAGGCUGAUUGGAUGAUUGGUUUGUGUGACAAACAGUCUGCAGGAAACCUGAUGAAUGGACCGGUCUAUGGUCUGAGGUAUGAAAAUAAACGCCUGAGUUGUGUUACAAUUAAGUAUCAUGAUGGGCCUUAUGCUUCUUCCAAUUCAUCGGGUUUUGGGACGAAGAAAGCAACUAACACCACAACAGGGAAGCAACUUCAAGUUUGUGUCACAUCACUCACAUCUGAGAAAAAGGAUGGAGAUGAGGAGGACCAGCGACCUGAAAUGGUGGAAGUGUUUUGGGACUUUGUGGCCUCCAGACUCUCCUUCUUCAGCAGAAGUGGACAGUACCAGAGAAAGGCAAUAAUCACGAUUAAGAUGCUACCCAACAACUGGGAUCUAGUGCCUUUUGUUCACCUGGGGAAGGAAAAUGUUGAGAACACCUCCCAGCCUCAAAGAAAAUGCUCAUGUGGAAACAAUUCCCCAUUUUAUCAGACAAAUUGCUCCUACUGUGGAAAAAAGUUUAGUGACCCGUUCACUUCAGAAGUUGUUUGUGAGCUUUGCUAAACUGUUUGCAGUUUGCUCAUCCUUGGUUUUAAUACCAAUUGGUGAGUGAAACUGUAAUUAUUAUAACUAAUUGUUAUUUGUAAACAUAUUCU
Molecule: messenger RNA, 1975 nt
Organism: Fundulus heteroclitus (mummichog)
Lineage: Eukaryota; Metazoa; Chordata; Actinopteri; Cyprinodontiformes; Fundulidae
Product: tripartite motif-containing protein 16
Exons: 1
Coding region: 375-1883 (502 amino acids)
Molecular function (GO): zinc ion binding
Source: RefSeq, a predicted model, not a curated record